AUGGAAGAGGAAAAUACUCAAAUUCUAGAGAUCAACUUGAUCUCUGCUCAAUCCCUCAAAACCCCAAUCACUGACUUCCGUCGAAUGCAAACUUACGCCCUACUCUGGGUUGACUCAUCCAAUAAACUCCGUACCAAGAUCGAUCAUUUCGGCGGCGAAAACCCUACCUGGAACGACAAAUUCCACUUCUGUGUUUCGCCGAAAUUCUUUUCCGGCGAUACCUUUGGUGUCUCCGUUGAAAUCUACGUUGUUGGCGUCCUCAAGGAUUUCCUCGUCGGUACUGUGCGUCUCCUGUUAAGUAGUUAUUUCAAAGGAAUGGUGAAUAGGGAAGAGAAUUUUGGAGAAGAAAGGACUAGAUCUCAGAGCAGAAGGCAGGCUGCCCCUCAGCCUGAAGUUGUAAACACGGGUCAACCCCAAGCUACUAUGCCAGAACAAGUGCAAGAACAAGUUGUUGAUGAUACUCCACCACCAGUGCCAGAUGUUGUGCCUACUGUUACCCUACCUGCAGACGCAGUAGUAAGGUUGUUGAAUGUGUUAGAGGCAUUAGUGCCUACUCAGGGUGGACAUCCAGCUCCCCAAGCUACUUUGCAGGCGCAAAAACAAGUUCAAAUAAAUGUUGCAGCUCCUUAUAUGCCCUCAGCAGGUCGUUCAGCCAGUGGAAUUCAGUUCAGAGAGGUAGACGAGCAGGGUUGCCACCUAUUACUUGGUCAGAGUUUUCAGCUAUGUUUAUGGAUAGGUUCAUUCCACUAA
Messenger RNA from Nicotiana attenuata, 750 nucleotides. RefSeq lists its product as uncharacterized. The transcript is spliced from 2 exons. Bases 1 to 750 code for a protein of 249 amino acids. Lineage: Eukaryota; Viridiplantae; Streptophyta; Magnoliopsida; Solanales; Solanaceae. The record is from RefSeq and is a predicted model, not a curated record.